UUCUUAUCGAACUGACGAUGGCGCAAAUACCACCGUAGUGAUAGUUUGAUUUUCUCGGUUUCUCCUUAACCAUUCAACGCAAGGAAUAAUUAACAUCAAUUAUGGGGAGCAAAUUUGAAGGUUUUGAAGAAUGCUUCAAGAUGACCUUUAAAUCUUGUAAUUCUAUUGCACUACUACAUUUACGAGAUAUGAAUGAAAACCGUACAACUCUUGAGUGCAAAAUUGCUGUCGGAUUAGUAACUAAAAGAGAAAUUAUGGAUCAAUUAAAACACGAAUUGCACUUAUUUGAUACCUUACUCAAGAGAAUUGAAGAUAAAAUGAAUAAAAUGCAAUGCUGUAAAGUGAUCAAUAAUGUUAUUUCAAUUUUAACCAAACGGAUCAACGAUUUGUGGAAUAAUAUUCAUUUACUGUUCGACGUCGAAGGUGAACAUGAACCAGAAGUUCUUGAUGUUGAAGUAGAUGACUUCGUAAUAUCCCAAUGUUCCAACUGCAAUAAUUGCAGUAUAACAAUUAAGAGUAUUAUUAGCAGUAUAGAGAUCAUUUCAAAGAAAAACGAUGCAGUUUUCAAUUUGUCCUCGUCUGAUUUUUCCAAAAUUCUUCAAACAACAGCAUUUGUAGAUAAAACAUUGAUGAUAAAAGAAGUAUUUCAAAACAAUGAAGUCAAAGGAAUAGUAAUCACGGCUCCCCACAAGUAUGGAAAAUCAACUAAUUUAAGUAUGCUUAAAUACUUCUUAGAAAUUCAGGUAGACUCUUUGGGAAAACCAAUUACUAAGGCAAACACCGGUAAACCAAUAACAGAUACAAGUAAUUACGAACUAUUUAAAAACCUUAAGAUAAGCAAGGAAGUUAAUAUAAUGAAUGAGCAUUUUGGAAAAUAUCCGGUGUUGUAUGUAAAUUUUAAAACAGAAAAUAUUACAAAUUCUUAUUGCAGUGCUGCUGAAAAAUGUAAAGGAUCAAUUCAUAACUCCUUUUCAUUACAUAAUUAUUUACAAAAAAGUAAAAAAUUGAGUAGUGAAGAGAGAAAAUUAUGUAAAUUAUGGUCUAGUGAUUCUAGUUAUAAAAGGAUUAUUUUUGAUGAAAUUUCAACUGGUCUUAGAAUAUUGUGUAAAUGCUUAUCAAAACAUUAUAAUAAGCCAUGUUUUGUACUAAUUGAUGAACUUGACGCGUUAACAAUAACCGGAACAAUAACAGAUGAUUUGGUUCAAGAUUAUAAAAACAUCUUUAUAUUUUUGAAGCAACUUUUAUUAUUUUUAAAAAAUAACAAAUACGUUUUUCAAGCAUUUAUUACUGGAAAAUCUGUUUCUUCUAUUCAUGGCAUAGUACCAUCAUGUAUACAAAUACUACCAUUUUCUAACUUUCAUGAGUUUACUGAUUACUUUGGAUUUACUACAAAUGAAUUGGAAUAUCUUUUCAAAAAACCAGAAUUCAAAUCUGUAACAACAACAAUAGAAGAAGUAAAAGCUUAUUAUGGUGCGUAUAAUAAAAUCGAUUUAAGUACAAAAACAAAGAAGCAAAUAUAUUGCAUGUGGUCAAUUUUAAAUGUUUUAAGACGUAACAAGCUUGAUAACUAUUGGCGAGAUUUUGGAAAGUUUUUUUUUAAUUUUUCGAUUCCAGGUAUUAAAACAAUAAUGCAAAAAUUACUGGUAAAUGAAACUUUUGUAGUUAUGUUAUACAAUACAACUGAAUCAAAAACUCAUCCGACUCCCCCUCCAAUUAUUGAAACAUCUGAAAACCCUUUUACAAAAAGUUCACUAGAUUAUUUUUUUAAUGUCUUGUUAGACUUGGGUUAUAUGACUUUCACUUCAGCGUCAAUACUGGUUCUAGACGUACAUAAUAGUACAAAUAGUUGUAUAGGAUAUGUUAAAAUACCAAAUGAGGAAAUUAAACAAGAUAUUGAACAUAAAAUAUCAUUGUUAUCUUAA
This is a messenger RNA of Melanaphis sacchari, 1922 nucleotides long. RefSeq lists its product as uncharacterized. Bases 102 to 1922 code for a protein of 606 amino acids. The record is from RefSeq and is a predicted model, not a curated record. The transcript has 6 exons. Lineage: Eukaryota; Metazoa; Arthropoda; Insecta; Hemiptera; Aphididae.